AGGAGCACGUUUCCUGAUUCGUAUUCCUAUAUAAUACAAUACUAAAAGGGUGUUUGUUGGAGGCGAAGAAUGGAGAAGCCGACCAAGAGAGUGUUGUUGACCUCCAACGGCGAUGACAUCUCGCAAGCCAUCGCGUUCCACUUAGCCAAGCAAGGCUGCAGGUUGGUUUUGAUGGGAGACCAGAGCUCCCUGCGUACCAUCGCGCGCGGAAUCGCCGAUUCCCUCUCCCUCCCUGACGCUGGCGCCCUGCAAGUCGUUCAACUCGACAUGGAAGACCAAACCGAAUCGGCUUUCUUUCACUCCAUCGAUAAGGCGUGUCAGAUUUUGGGGAAAUUGGACGCUUUUGUCAACUGUUACACUUAUGAAGGGAAGAUGCAAGAGCACGUUGAGUUAGCUGAGAGUGAGUUCAAGAAAAUAGUGAAGAUCAAUUUUAUGGCUCCGUGGUUCUUGUUGAAGGCUGUUGCCCGGAGGAUGCGGGAUUUCAACACUGGGGGCUCCAUCGUCUUUCUCACAUCCAUAAUUGGUUCCGAGAGAGGGCUUUAUCCCGGAGCUGCUGCUUAUGCCUCUGCCUUGGCGGGAGUGCAGCAGUUAGUUAGGGCUUCGGCUCUGGAGAUAGGGAAGUACCAGAUCAGAGUUAAUGGUAUUGCUCGAGGCCUGCACCUGCAUGAUGAAUUCCCACUAUCCGUGGGAAGGGAAAGGGCAGAGAAAUUGGUGAAGGAGGCAGCACCGCUUGAGAGAUGGCUUGAUGUUAAGAAUGAUCUGGCUUCUACAGUCAUCUAUUUAAUCAGUGAUGGAUCAUGCUACAUGACUGGAACAACCAUAUAUGUUGAUGGGGCACAGUCUAUAACCAGGCCUCGGAUGCGCUCCUUUAUGUGAUUUUUCCUCACAUGCUGGCACUGAAAGGAUUUUUGCAAGGAAUGUUUGGUGUGUCAUAUAUAAUUUAUAUAGUGAACGUUAAUCUGCGGAUUUGUCAACCAAGUUUGUGGAAAGGUGAGUGAAUGUCAAAAAUCAAAUCAUUGAAUAAUAUUAUGAGUUUAGGAUUUGUUUAAUCUAUAAGUAAGUGUAUCUAAACUUAUUCCGUUUAA
This is a messenger RNA of Cajanus cajan (pigeon pea), 1085 nucleotides long. RefSeq names its product NAD(P)-binding Rossmann-fold superfamily protein. The record is from RefSeq and is a predicted model, not a curated record. NCBI's taxonomy places the organism in Eukaryota, Viridiplantae, Streptophyta, Magnoliopsida, Fabales, Fabaceae.